AGUAAUACUAUAUUUAAAAUUAUUUUGUAUAAUAUAUUAUAUAUUUCAGUUUGUGUGUUUUUAUUUUCACUAUAAAGAAACAACAACCAUUGUAAUUAAUUAAUUUAAAUUGAUAUAAAUGUAGUGACAAAAUCUGUAAAUAAAAAAAUACAAAAGGCGAUAUGCCAUUCAUUAUAAAUGCAAUAACCAAAUGUGUAAAUAAAAGAAAGUAAUUAAUCUGCUAUCUAUGUUUAAUUAAUCUGCUAUCCAUGUUUAAUUAAUCUCCUAUUUAUGUUUCCAAACAAUUCUCAUUUAUUUUUUUAUCCUUGUUUUCAAACAGUACUAAAGGUAUUUCAGUUUUAAUAAUAUAUAUAUAUAUAUAUAUAUGUGUGUGUUGUUUUAUUUCAUCACACACUCUAGGAGUUUACUUUCAUGCGGCAUAUACAGAAAUAAUAAUUUUAAAUAUAAUAUUUUUAUUUUAAAUAAAAUUUUAGUUUACAUUUAGAUAUUAUUAUUUUAUAUUUUAACUUCACCUGUUGAAAAAUAUAAAAUCAUAAAUGUAUUUUUUCAGUCUAUUUAUAAAUAGAAAAAAUAUAUUAUUGUGAUUUAAGAAAAAUGGUACGUAUCACAAUUAUAUUGAUGUUAUGUUAUUUUUUGAGAUUGAAUAUAGUGAUGGACAUGCAAAUGUUUUUUCACAAUAGUAAUGUUUAGGGGAUUAAAACAAUUUGGGCCGGUAACUGGUCCGGUAAUAAUAUUAAACUGAGACUACUUAAACCGAUCAAUUUAAUUUAUCGGUUAUGAUAAACCAAGGAGUAAUAAAUCGGGUUUAUACUUCCGUUGGGAAAACAGAGGACAAAAACCUCCUCUCGCUUUGAAACGAGAGAGAACCUAAAACCCUAAAAGGUGCUCGCUUUUCUCUGCUUCUAUAGUUGGAAACAACAGUGUUCGCAUGAGUCCUCCUCUCUUCUGGGCAGCUUCGAAUUCGCCAUAGUAUUCGAAAUACUCUGUUUACCUCUACUUUGAAAAAGAAGAAUCUUUACUUAGCAAUGGCUGGGAUUCUCCGAAACGCGUCUUUACUGAGACGCUCUCUCUUCUCCUCUGAGGUGUUUACUAGAGCUGUGGUUGGCACAUCGUCUCAGCAUCGAGGUUUUGCUGCCAAAGCUAAGAAGAAGUCUAAGUCUGAUGGAAAUGCAUCGUCUGAGGAAGGUAUGUCGAAGAAGGAGAUUGCUCUUCAGCAAGCACUUGAUCAGAUAACUAGCUCGUUUGGCAAAGGCUCCAUCAUGUGGCUCGGUCGUGCUGUUUCUCCCAGAGAUGUCCCCGUUUACUCUACCGGGUCUUUUGCCCUCGAUGUAGCACUAGGAGUUGGUGGCCUUCCUAAGGGACGUGUUGUGGAGAUAUAUGGUCCUGAAGCAUCUGGGAAAACAACACUUGCUCUUCAUGUUAUUGCUGAAGCACAGAAACAAGGAGGAACCUGUGUAUUUGUAGAUGCGGAGCAUGCUCUUGACUCGUCACUUGCUAAGGCAAUUGGUGUAAACACAGAGAAUCUGCUUCUAUCACAGCCUGAUUGUGGUGAACAGGCCCUUAGUCUUGUAGACACUUUAAUCCGAAGCGGUUCGGUUGAUGUGAUUGUUGUUGACAGUGUAAGUAAGGUGGCUGCUCUUGUACCUAAAGGAGAACUUGAGGGAGAGAUGGGUGAUGCUCAUAUGGCUAUGCAAGCCAGAUUGAUGAGCCAAGCUUUGCGUAAACUAAGCCACUCUUUGUCGUUGUCCCAAACACUUCUCAUCUUUAUAAACCAGGUGAGAGCAAAGCUUUCUACAUUCGGAGGAUUUGGAGGUCCAACAGAAGUAACAUGUGGUGGGAAUGCCCUGAAGUUUUAUGCUUCUAUGCGUCUGAAUAUCAGGCGAGUGGGACUUGUCAAGAAAGGCGAAGAUACAAUAGGAAGUCAAGUUGCUGUGAAGAUAGUGAAGAACAAACUGGCACCACCGUUUAGAACAGCGCAGUUUGAGCUUGAGUUUGGGAAAGGAAUCUGCAAGGUCACGGAGAUAAUCGAGCUUAGCAUUAAGCACAAGUUCAUUGCCAAAAACGGAACGUUCUACAAUGUAAACGGGAAGAACUACCAUGGGAAAGAGGCGUUGAAGAAGUUUCUGAGACUUAAUGAACCUGUUCAAGAAGAGCUCAUGACCAAGCUCAAAGAGAAGCUUAUCGUUGAUGAAGCUGCAGAUAAGGAGUCUGAAUCUGAGGAAGAAGAAGAUUCUGGUCGAGUUUUGGUUUCUUCUGAGAGCACAGAUGAUGAAGCACCAGCUCCGGUUGCUGCUGCUGCUGCAGUAGUUGAAUCAUGAUCAGUCACCUCCGGUUAAGGAUAAUAUUCUACUUUUGGUUUAGUUUUUUUUGGUUUAAUGUGGAUUGGGUUCGGUUUCACUCUCCCCGUGUAAUUUAGUGUGAGCUAAUCUUUUUUAUCUGAUGUGACAUGAAUUAGAUCUUGUACUUCGAUUAAGAUGUGCAACCGAUAUAAAGCACAUAAAGAUUAAACAAUCAAUCUAAGGC
Messenger RNA from Brassica rapa (field mustard), 2523 nucleotides. RefSeq names its product DNA repair protein recA homolog 3, mitochondrial. Gene Ontology annotation, molecular function: ATP-dependent DNA damage sensor activity; single-stranded DNA binding; ATP hydrolysis activity. Gene Ontology annotation, biological process: DNA repair. The record is from RefSeq and is a predicted model, not a curated record. Lineage: Eukaryota; Viridiplantae; Streptophyta; Magnoliopsida; Brassicales; Brassicaceae.